This is a messenger RNA of Puma concolor (puma), 900 nucleotides long. Lineage: Eukaryota; Metazoa; Chordata; Mammalia; Carnivora; Felidae. The record is from RefSeq and is a predicted model, not a curated record.
AUGGGGAAAGGGGGGAACCAGGGCGGGGGGGCCACCGAGCGCGAGGCGCCGAUGCCCACCUUCAGCUGGGAGGAGAUUCAGAAGCACAACCUGCGCACGGACAAGUGGCUCGUCAUCGACCGCAAGGUCUACAACAUCACCAAAUGGUCCAGCCGGCACCCGGGGGGCCAGCGGGUCAUCGGGCACUACGCCGGGGAAGAUGCGACGGAUGCCUUCCGAGCCUUCCACCGUGACCUUGAUUUUGUGCACAAGUUCAUGAAGCCUCUGCUGAUCGGAGAGCUGGCCCCGGAAGAGCCCGGCCAGGACCAUGGCAAGAAUUCCCAGAUCACAGAGGACUUCCGGGCCCUGAGGAAGACCGCUGAGGAUAUGAACCUGUUUAAGAGCAACCACCUGUUCUUCCUCCUCCUCCUGGCCCACAUCAUUGCCAUGGAGAGCAUCGCCUGGUUCACCAUCUUUUACUUUGGCAAUGGCUGGAUUCCAACCGUCAUCACGGCCUUUGUCCUUGCUACCUCUCAGGCCCAAGCUGGGUGGCUGCAACACGAUUAUGGCCACCUGUCAGUCUACAAGAAGUCCACAUGGAACCACUUCGUCCACAAGUUCAUCAUUGGCCACUUAAAGGGUGCCUCCGCCAACUGGUGGAACCAUCGUCACUUCCAGCAUCACGCCAAGCCCAACAUCUUCCACAAGGAUCCGGAUGUGAACAUGCUGCAUGUGUUUGUCCUGGGCGAAUGGCAGCCCGUUGAGGACUUGGCCUGGGCCAUCAGCUAUUAUGCUCGCUUCUUGCUCACCUACAGCCCUUUCUAUGGCAUCCUGGGGGCCGUCCUUUUCCUCAACUUCAUCAGGUACCUGAGUUGUGGGGACCCAAUGAGCCACGGCACGGGCCACAAGACGGAAGCGUAG